Photinus pyralis (common eastern firefly) is the source of this 1649-nucleotide messenger RNA. It is a transcript of the gene Vha26, whose product is annotated as V-type proton ATPase subunit E. Gene Ontology annotation, molecular function: proton-transporting ATPase activity, rotational mechanism. The transcript has 4 exons. Gene Ontology annotation, cellular component: proton-transporting two-sector ATPase complex, catalytic domain. Lineage: Eukaryota; Metazoa; Arthropoda; Insecta; Coleoptera; Lampyridae. Gene Ontology annotation, biological process: proton transmembrane transport. The record is from RefSeq and is a predicted model, not a curated record. Bases 137 to 817 code for a protein of 226 amino acids.
GAUUCAUUAAUACAUUUUGCAGCGACCAGCUGAUAGGCGUUGUCGAAUCUUCUCCGGUAUUCACAACUUAAAUAAUCGCUUAAGUUUUAUUAGGCACGAAUUCUUGAACGGUCUUUAACAAAUAAAGUGAGCAACAAUGGCUUUAAGCGAUGCGGAUGUCCAGAAACAGAUUAAGCAUAUGAUGGCUUUCAUUGAGCAAGAAGCCAACGAAAAGGCCGAAGAGAUUGAUGCGAAAGCCGAAGAGGAAUUUAACAUCGAGAAGGGUCGGCUCGUUCAGCAGCAGCGCCUUAAGAUCAUGGAGUACUACGAGAAGAAGGAGAAGCAAGUUGAAUUGCAGAAGAAAAUUCAAUCGUCGAAUAUGUUAAAUCAGGCCAGGCUAAAGGUGUUGAAAGUUCGCGAGGACCAUGUUAGGAACGUUUUAGAUGAGGCUCAUAAACGUUUAGGAGAAGUGACACACAACAGUUCUCGAUACACGGAAGUACUAACAACCUUGAUUCUUCAAGCAUUAUACCAGCUUUUCGAAACGAAUGUAGUCUUAAGAGUACGCUCUCAAGAUCAGGGAAUUGUUGAAGCUUUAAUACCGAAUGUUGCUUCUAAGUACAAGGAGGCUGUUGGAAAAGACAUUCAUUUGAAGGUUGACACUGAAAACUAUUUAUCCUCCGAUACAACAGGAGGCGUCGAGCUUUUAGCUCAACAAGGAAAGAUCAAAAUAAAUAACACUCUGGAAGCUCGUUUGGAACUAAUCUCUGCCCAGUUGGUACCACAGAUACGUACCGCUUUGUUCGGACGAAAUGUCAACCGUAAAUUCACAGAUUAAACUAAUUUGUGUUUAAUUGUUAAUUCAUUUUUCAAUGUUUAUAUCUAGUAGCAUUCCACAAAAUUGUUCAAGCUUGUAAAUAGUAUUAUUUGCUUCAGUUUAUUGGUAGAGUAUAGUAGAAUGUUUUGAGAUAGUGUUGUCCUUUAGGUAUAUGUAAAUAAAUUGUCAACACUAUUAAUUUAUGUUGGUUGAUGAUGUUUAUCAGUGUUACAAAAUUAAAUUAAUGUUAACUUUUCUGUUGUAAGUUUUAUAGCGUAAGUAAAGGGCCAGUCUAAUAUUUCAUAUUUCAGUUAUACUUAUAUGAUAAGUAACCACCUAUCUGAAUACAUUUGUUACCAUGAAAGAUAACUGCCAGAUAAGUUUAACGGUAAGAUGAUCCUAAGUCUGUUUUUCAUCUUACAGUUACACUUAUCUCGCAUGCCUAUUCACAUUGAAGGUAUCUAUCAGAUAAAUUUAACAGAACAGUGGACAACUGGCCCUUAGUAGAAGAUAGUGCUUUAACAUUAGAUAAAGUAAAGACAAUGGAAUGCACAAUCUAAUAUUUGGUAUUAGCAGUUAUUUGUAAAAUUUACUACAGAAUUAUGGAAUACUAGGCCCUCCACAAAUGAUCUGAGGUACAAUGAAAGUGUUGUAAUUUAUCAUCAUAAAACUUCAAAUGUGGAUAAAAUAUGAAUCAAAUCAGGAUGUAAAUCAUAGUUUUGUCAUGGCAAUAAUUUAGGAAAAAACCUACUACUUCUUGAUUAAAUCAAUCAAAAAUUAUUAACUACUUUAUAGCUUCUAUUCUGUAUGUGUAUAAGUGAUGCAGAGAAAUAAACCACCUCUUGUAAGUUUC